UGUUAAGCGCAAGCUACAUGAUGACUGGGUUGUGAAAGUUAAGUAUAUUUCUGACCUAAAUUGUUUUGGAUCCUGCUCCUCAGACAGCAUUCAUUCAUUUGUUUUGGAUAACAUAAAACGACUAGAGGACAAUUUACCUGUAAAGGAAUUUUCUGUCCCUAGAGGGGUCAAUGCCUUCACAUACUGUGGAAAAGCAAAAGUCAUUGUCACUGGGGGCCAUGACAAACUGCUUCGUCUGUGGCAUCCUGCUAUUAAUAGCAGGCCCACAGGGAAGCUAUCAGGACAUCGACAUAGUGUUGUGGAAAUUGUGACAAAUGAAAAAGAUCAACAUGUCAUUAGCCUUUCCUCUGCAAAGAUUUUUAGAGUGUGGGAUAUACAGACCCUUUCACUGCUGCAGGUCUUCCACGAUAAUCAAGGGAGUCCUGGAGAGAUGGAGACCUUCACCAUGGUAUUUGACAAUGAUCAUGGCACGCUUAUCACCGGUUCAGCUGUUAUUGACAUUUAUCCCCUAACUCAUAUGAUACAAGAUGCGAGACAGGUGCCACAGACACAUGAGAAAAGCAUCAAUGUUCUGGUUUACAACAGGGCUUUUCACCAAAUUCUCACUAUCUGCUCUGCGUCAAUAGUGAAGGUCUGGGACCUAGAAACAGGAUAUCAAAUAUAUCAGAUUGAAGAUGCACAUGGACUGAAUACUGAAGUGGUCUGUGCAGCCAUUGAAAUAAAUGGUUUUUAUCUUGCUACUGGGGGAUGUGAUGGAACAGUGAAAAUUUGGGAGUUUGAAAGUGCACAGGAAGUUAAAGCCUUGCCUUUGGCCCAGCACAGCAAAGAUGAGUGUCGUCUGCUGAAGAUGGUUUAUCUGAAGGCUAAUGAAAGUCAACAUGCACUUCUUGUUUUGGAGCAGAGUGGGAAGAUGAAAAUCAUUCAGGGUAACUCAGUACAAACCUAUCUAUAUGUCACAUGGGUGCUUCCUGAAGCAGUGUCAUUUCCACGAAGGAAUCCAGUUGUGUCUCUGUCACUGAAGCCUGACACCUUGCAAACAAGUAAUUUUUUUCCGGAUAUUCAGCUGCCGUCUGACACCAGUUCUCUAAGGAAUGAAACAGAGAAUUUUGUACCUUCUGUGGAAAUGAAGUGUUUUGAUGUUUUAAAAGUAGAAGGAUGCAGUUUGAUAGCUACAGGAAGUGCAAAUGGUGCAAUAAUUUUGUGGGAUUUUGAAUCUGCCUCUGUGAGAUGCCUCUGUAAACUUAAUGAAGACAGCCAGGCUUCAGUUCUUCAAGCAUCUGGGGUCAAUGCCAUGUUAUUCCUUGUACAUAGCGCUUUCUUUUCCAGUUCCCUGCCCUCUACUACUGCUACUGUGAGAAGUGAUAUCAGUGCCCUUCCAGAGCACAAGAGCAGUUCUUUGAACCUGCAUAAGGAAAAUGUAAGAAGUGAUGAAAUUAUUACUGAAAUAACAACAGCAGAAGACACAACUAGGUAUAAGAAUAUCCAGUGCUUGAAGAUGAACGUACAGUUAUCCAAAGCUGUAGCAGGACACUCACCAAUACUGGCUUCUGCUCAUGAAAAUGGCUGUAUCUGCCUAUGGAGUAUUCAGGGAAACUUAGUGAAAGAACUUAUGCCAUUUUCAAAAUAUGCUUCAGUUCCUCUGACAGCACUAUGUACAGACAUCUCCACUAAAAUGCUUUUGGCAGGCAGUAAGGAGGGACAUAUUAUGCGCUGGAGCAUUGCCUCAUUCUUAGAAGACCCACAAAAUAAUAAAAAUCUAAUAAAGGAGGAGCUCUGCUGGAGGGCACACUCUAAGGAAGUGGUUGACUUAUUUCAUGAAGAGGAGAAAAAUGUGGUAGUGACAGCAUCCAUUGAUGGUUCAGUCAGGCUCUGGCAUGCCACAAACGGAUACUAUCUUGGUUACUUUGGACAACGUAGGAAGUUUGAAUUAUCAGAUAUCAGUUGGUUAAUUUUGCCUUGUGAUGUUAAUAACUUUCCUACUAUAAUUAAAGAGGAAAGCAAGCAUAUGGAAAAGAAGAACUUUGAAUAUCCUCUAAUGCUGGACAGGGACAAGUGGAAGUCACUGACGAGAUCACCUUCAGUUUUAAAAAAGCCUAAACAUGUGGACAUAAUUCAGGACUUGAAGUUUUUCAAAGCUCUCACUUCUCCAAAGAUCCAUAGACAACCUGUGGAAAAUUUUGAGUCUGGAAACAGAGAGGCUGGUGCAGUAUUUGGGUUUCUUCCUAUAUAUGAGGUCUUCAGUGGAACAAAGCUGAGAUGUCCAGUCCCACUGGAUGGACAAUAG
Balearica regulorum gibbericeps (East African grey crowned-crane) is the source of this 2284-nucleotide messenger RNA. The record is from RefSeq and is a predicted model, not a curated record. NCBI's taxonomy places the organism in Eukaryota, Metazoa, Chordata, Aves, Gruiformes, Gruidae.